GCUCAGGGGGCGCGCCGCUUGCGCGCCACUCGGCUCGAGCGCGCCGCUUGAGUCACCAUGGCGAAGGCGUCGCUGAAUGUGACGAUCCCCCCGGGCAUGAAGGCUGGCCAGGAGAUCCAGGCAGUGAGCCCGGACGGGACAGUGGUCCAGGCCACCAUCCCCAAAGGGAUGAAGCCAGGUCAGACUUUCCAGGUGCAGUACACUCCAGUUGCUCCAUCCGCGCCAUCGUCGGGCAAUGGUUCCGGUUUCGGGGCGGGCACCCGGCUCUGUGAAAUGUAUUCUGGAGGGGACUUGAUGAUACUGGCCGCGCUGGUGGUGGUAGGCUUUGCUCUGCCCGUGUUGCUGAAAAAUGGCGGGGGGCUGCUGAAUUUUCUCAGCACCUACGUGGUCCCCAUCGUUUGCGCAGGCCUUGCAAUCGCUUACGAUUGGGACACGAAAGGCCCCACCGUAGCGCUGAAGAGCACGUUGGCAGCCGCCGCCAUCGCCUGGUUGAUCGUGGUGCCACUUGGGGUGGUGACGCACUCGCUGCUUCACUACUUCACCUCGGUGCUGCUGGUAGCUUCCUGCCUUGCGCUUUGCUUCGCUGCUCUGGUGAGCUUUGGAGUUGCAGGGGGCUUUUUGGCCUUUCUGAUCAUGAUUCUGUUCGUUAUGUUCGGAGGCGUGCUCACCUGGCUGAUCAGCGGCCCUUUGGGGACUGCCGUUGCUUUCAUGGGCGCAUUCUUUUGCAUGAGAGUGUUCUUCAGCUUGCUGUCCAGAGGCCCGCUGCACCCAGCGACCUGGCCCGACGUGAACGUAGUGAAGCCUGAGUCCGAGGAGUACCGCACUCAAAGCGACUCGUUCCUGUCGUCCUGCGAGCCUUGGGCGCACAAGUACGACUUCGACCUGCGCAUCAAGAAGAUCUACCGCAUAGACCGCGCCGCUCCGAAUCAGUCCCAGGCCCCGUCGGCGGAAGGGGGCCGCCAGCUCUUCCACGGCACGCCGUGGGAAGCGGCGAUGGGUAUUGUCUGCGACGGCUUCCGGUUGCCUCAGCACCCAGGCAUGUUCGGGAGGGGCAUCUAUUUCGCUGACUGUCCGCUGAAAUCCUGGCGGUAUUGCUUUCAAAGCAAAUCGAUGGCUGAGACGUUGCCCAGGCUCACAGGCACAGGCGGCUACAUCCUGAUGUGCUGGGUGGACCUGGGGAAGACGCGGCAGGAGAAAGAAGCCAAGCCUGAGCUGAAAGGCUACAACAGGAGCAGUUGGAUGAAUUGGUUCACAGGUCACAGACAUGCCUAUGACUCAGUACAGGGGCUCACGGAGGAAGAUGGCGGCGCCUUGAGGGUUCCAGAGUACAUCGUGUAUGACCCUAAACAGGUCCGCCUCGCGUACCUCUUCGAGGUGGAAAAGCUUGAUCGCGGGCAGCCUGUUGCGUGAGCGUGAGGAACCAGGGGUCGAUGGUCAAGCGGCCCCACUGAGUCACUCUCGGGUGG
Molecule: messenger RNA, 1466 nt
Organism: Effrenium voratum
Lineage: Eukaryota; Dinophyceae; Suessiales; Symbiodiniaceae
Source: the annotation of a GenBank genome assembly